GCGCCACCUGGCGGUGAGAAGUGCACGUACAUUGGCCGGAGUGAGCGUUGUGAUGGUGUUCAGAUAAGAUUGGACAAGCAGAAGCACAACAUGGCGGCGGUAACUCUCUCCCUCGUUCUUCUUGCGCUGGCAACGACAGGGUGCCUGGCGGCAGACGACACACUGCGUUUCAUCGUGAUCGGCGACAAUGGAGGGGCUGACACAUUCCCCUACACCACCCCGCUCGAGCUUGGCACGGCCGACCGUAUGGCCAUGUGGGCCAAGAAGGUGGGCGGCAUCCACUUCGUCAUGGAACUCGGCGACAACUUCUACGACUACGGCAUUAAAGACGUGGAGGACGCGCGGUUUCAAAACACCUUCGAGGACGUGUACACAGCCCCAUCCCUGCAGGUGCCGUGGUACAUCGUGGCCGGCAACCACGACCAUCGCGGCAACGUCUCCGCCGAGAUCAUGUACACCAAGAUGUCAAAUAAAUGGCGGUUCCCCGACUUCUACUACCCCCUGAGCUUCAACAUCCCCAACAGCAACGCCACCAUCGACUUCGUCAUGAUCGACACCGUGGUGCUCUGCGGCCAGGCCGACGACGUCAUACUUCAUCCGGAAGGACCCGAGGACGUCAAGGCCGCUGCCUCUCAGUGGGUCUGGAUUGACGAACAGCUGCGUUCCAGCAAAGCUACCUAUCUCUUUACUGCUGGCCACUACCCGGUUUUGUCCAUCGCCGAGCACGGCCCUACCCUGGCGUUGGUGUCAAUGCUGCAGCCCCUACUCUACAAGCACCGAGCCAGCGGCCACAUGUGUGGGCAUGACCACAACCUCCAGCACCUGCAGCAGACGAAGGACGGUGUGACCUUGGACUUCAUCCUGUCUGGGUGUGCCGACAAGAUGGACACGAGCGAGGCUCACAAGACCAGCGUUCCCGAGGGAACAUCCAAGUUCCACUGGGCCGACCCCACCAGCAAGGGAGGGUUUGUGUACGUGGAGGCGUCAGCGUCCAAGAUGGUGUCCACCUACAUUACCGCCGAGGGCGACAUCCUCUACAGCACUACUACGUACCCUAGGGAGCUGAACUAAAUAGUUCGUGAACAUGUAAAUAUCUGGCAGUGGGAUAAAACACAUUAAACGCAA
Messenger RNA from Haliotis rufescens (red abalone), 1125 nucleotides. RefSeq names its product tartrate-resistant acid phosphatase type 5-like. The transcript is spliced from 6 exons. Gene Ontology annotation, molecular function: acid phosphatase activity; ferrous iron binding; ferric iron binding. NCBI's taxonomy places the organism in Eukaryota, Metazoa, Mollusca, Gastropoda, Lepetellida, Haliotidae. The record is from RefSeq and is a predicted model, not a curated record. The coding region runs from base 91 to 1071 and encodes 326 amino acids.